Thermochaetoides thermophila DSM 1495 is the source of this 7956-nucleotide messenger RNA. Its product is annotated as putative THO complex protein. Bases 1 to 7956 code for a protein of 2651 amino acids. Gene Ontology annotation, biological process: mRNA processing; mRNA export from nucleus. The transcript has a single exon. NCBI's taxonomy places the organism in Eukaryota, Fungi, Ascomycota, Sordariomycetes, Sordariales, Chaetomiaceae. The record is from RefSeq and is a predicted model, not a curated record. Gene Ontology annotation, cellular component: THO complex part of transcription export complex. Gene Ontology annotation, molecular function: mRNA binding.
AUGCCUCCAAAGCGUAAGAGAAACGACCGGGGUCCCAACGACGCUGGUCUUUCCAGGCCUGCUCCUCAUCGGCCUGGCGAUAUGACGCUCAGCCAGCACGAGCGAAGCUUCGACGGCCUCCGCAGAGGUCCUCCCAGAAAUGCCCGUCGCGGCGACCGUCGCGACUCGUACACCCCUAACUCAUCUACUAACGCAUCGGCACCCGUCUCGCCAUCGCUUCCUAGACCCCCGAGCUCAUCCUCAUCGAUGGCUGCACCUCCUCCUCCAGCCCCUCCUCAACCGCCGCCAGCUCCCGCGGUGACCCCAGCACCCGCCACAUCAACACCAGCUCCAGCUUCUAUGCCGGCCCCCCCGCCCCCGUCAUCAUCAGCUCCUGCAGCUGCCUCUACUCACAUCCCCUACGUCUACGAAUACACCAUAAUUACCGACGAUCACUUAAGUAGAUGGACGAAGGGCGCGCGACAGGAAAUUAUCGACCACGGCAUUCAGUCACGCGACGACGAGGACCUGACCGAGGUCGCCAUGAUCUUCCAGGAGCUUAUCCAUUCCGUCACAGACGGCCGCCUGCCGGGUGCGGAGGCUGGCGGCGUGGUCAAGGAGAUCCUUGGCCCUGAAAUUUCGGAAGAGGAUCGUAAGAAUGGCGCCUUCGACCCGCACACCCUGUUCCUCGACACCGUCUCGACCUUCGUCGACGUCGAGUCAGGGCCGCUGCAUCCCCAGCUACGCGACUUCAUGAUGGCUACCGAGGUGUCGCCGGCUUUGAUGCGUGUCGUCCUGGACCCGGAAAUCCUCCAGCACCUGGAUCUUAUCCGGAGUACCUUCGUACGGAUGGGUAUCCGUAACUCGACAAAUCUUCUCUAUCGCCAGGCCAACUACAACCUGCUGCGCGAAGAGACCGAGGGUUUCUCGAAGCUGGUCACCGAGUUAUUCACCACGAGCAAUUCCGAGCCGCCGUCUUCCGAGGUCGUGCAGGCCACGUUCAACAGGGUUAUGGGCCUGAUUGGUACCUUCGACCUGCACCCCGGCCGCGUGCUCGACGUGACGCUCGACGUCUUUGCGUCCGUCCUCAUCAAGCAGUUCCGCUUUUUCAUUAAGUUCCUGCGCAUCAGCUCCUGGUGGCCACGUAGCCAGCUCCAGAUGCGCACCGACGUCUUCACUGGAGGCCUGCCCAUCUGGGCCCUCCCCGACCAUUACGGCUGGACCGCAACCGAGGAGGAAGAGGCUGCUCUGGAGCAGCAGCGUCUGCAGCGCGACAUUGCCUUUUGGGAUCGCGCCCGUGAUCUAAAGCUCAAGGCCUUUUUCGAGCUGGGUGGUCGCCAGCUCCUGCCAUCGGAUGAAGAGCGCGCAAGGAGUGACGUCUCGGACGACGACGUGAGCCCUGAGAAUGCCAUUGAGCGCGAGUGGAUCAAGAUUACACAGACUCGCCCGCCUCCUGGCAACCGAGACGCCGCCCAGAUGCUGGGUUUCAAGCUGCGCUUCUACACUUCUGAGUUCCGCAAUGCUGAGGAUACCCUCCCAGCAAACCUGCUCUACUUGAUCGCUUUGCUCAUCAAGGUCGGCUUCAUCUCGUUGACAGAUCUCUGGCACCACAUUUGGCCCCUCGACGAGGACAUGGAGCGCGUCAAGGCCCAGAGGUUCAAGGAGCUCGAGGAGAAGGAAAAAGCCAACCGCCCUGGUGGUGAGAAGAACGCACUCACCAUGGCGGGUGCCCUCCCUGACGACAUGCCCCCUCCCCCGAGCAACAACCGCCGCGAGGCCGAGGCUAAGAAAGAGCCUGAGACCAAGAAAGAAGAACAAGCCGAGGAGAAGCCCAAGCUGCCUGAGCCAAACGACCAAAAGGUUGACCUGCUCAGGUGCUUGCUCACGAUCGGCGCCCUGCCCGAGUCUCUCUUCAUCAUCGGUCGGCACGACUGGCUCUUGGAAGGCUACCCGGACAUCAUCCCGCUGUUCCAUCGCAUCAUUCACCACUCCAUCGAAAAGGUCUACCAGGAGACCCAGCCCAGGGCUACCAUGUCAAUGGACUGUGGCAUGAAGAAGCUCCCGGACAUCGACCAGUCGGGCGUGCCCAAGGGCAGCGUCAAGCUGACUACCCCGAUCGUCCGGCGCGCUCUGCGCUGGCCCUUCCCGGACAAGGCUGAUGUUAGCGACGGCCCUUCGUACCGCUUCUACUGGGACGAGUGGGCCGACAACGUGCCAGUCUGCCAGACUGUCGACGAUGUGUUCACGCUCUGCGACACCCUCGUUAAUGUCAUUGGCGUCCACAUUGGCCAGGACGCCUCGCUGGUGGCCAAGCUCGCCGGCAUCGGCUGUAAGAGCCUUGCUGACGACCCCUCGCCUGCCAACAUGAACCGCUGGUUGGACCUCCUCAAGCGCCUGCUGGUCCCGGCGCUGAGCCUGAGCGAGACCAACUCGUCCAUCGUCGAGGCUGUCUGGAGUUUGCUGAAGCAGUACCCGAUCAAGACCCGCUACGGCGUGUACGCUGAGUGGUACGAGGGCCAGACCUCGCGCCUUGAGCCCAUCCGCAAAGCCUUCCACCGCACGCGCCUGGAGACACUGAGCAAGUUGAAGCGCUUGUCCCUGACAAACAUCCCGCAGAUGGCCAAGGCGCUGGCCAAGAUCGCUUACCCGUCUCCUGGCAUCGUCUGCAAGGUCGCGCUGGCGCAGAUCGAAUCAUACAGCAACCUGAUCGAGGCCUUCGUUGAGUGCGCCAAGUACUUCACUGAUCUAGGCUACGACGUGCUCGUCUGGUCUGUCCUGAGCUCGCUCGGUGGUCAACAGCGCAGCCGCACGCAGGAGUCGUCGGUGCUGCUGACCAGCAAGUGGCUGCAGGCGCUGUCACGCUUCUCCGGCAAAGUCUUUGCGCGCUAUCCUAACAUGGAUGCUUCCCCUGUCCUGCGCUACGUCCACAGCCAACUGUUGAGAGGUAACUCGACCGACCUCGUCAUCCUGAAGGAGCUGAUCGGCUCCAUGGGUGGUAUCGUGCCCGACGUCGACUUUACUGAUGCUCAGCUGCGCGCCAUGACAGGCGGCGAGCUGCUACGCCGCGAGACGCUGGUCAACCUCGGCGACCAGCGCGCUGUCUCGGUCAAGAGUGCCGCUCGCCUCAUGAAGGCCCUCUCGCGUUCGAACUUGGCUGCUCAGCUGCUCAUCAACAUUGCCCAGUACCGGCAGAAUGCCAUCUACAACACGGCCGACGCCAGUGCCCAUAUCAAGUACCUGUCUGCCAUCGUCGAUGACACUCACCAGAUCCUUUCGCAAUACCUCGACCUGCUUCGCAGCAAUCUUGAUCCUGAGACGUUCGACAAGCUCGUUCCCGACAUCAUCCAACUCAUCAAGGACUAUGGUCUCGACGUCAAUCUCGCGUUCAUGAUCCGCCGUGCAAGCAUCCGGUGGGAAAUUAAGGGUACUGCUACUACCUCGACUCCGACCAAGGACGCAACUACAAAGCCCGUUACCGAUAUCGACGGUGACGUUGCUAUGGAGCCUGCGCCUGCGGAGAAUGCCACACCGGAAGCGAAAGAUGAAUCAGCUGCCGCGUCACAAAAGUCUAGCGGUCGCCCCGAGUCACUGUCCGAGGCGCUGGCGCCCCUUAUCGAGCAGAUCCCCAGCGUCCUGCCGCGGCAGACGUGGCAGUACAUCACGCCUGCUGGCUAUGUCUUUUUCUGGUCUUUGCAGCUGGGGAACCUGGUCUUCCCGCAGGAUAGCUACCUUGCCGAGGGUGCCAGGCUCAAGAAGCAGGCCGAAGAGGUUAUGAGGGACCGCAGCGAUAUGACGCGCGCCGGUAUGAACAAGAAGACGCGUAAGCGUGACGACAUCCUCGAUCGGCAGAAGGCCCUGCUGCAGGAGGCCAACGAGGGCAUCACGCGCUUCUCCAAAGCGCGCCUGCACAUCGGCCGGCAGGUCGCCAGCUGGUUCCCUGCCGACAUCUCCAAGGCCGAUCAGACGGCGGAUACGCUGCUGGAGGAAUGCAUCCUGCCACGCUUGCAGCUCGGCGCGCUUGACGCGGAGUACUGCUUCCGCUUGAUCAAGUUCUUGCACGAAUUUUCGGCUCCCAACUUCAAGCUCAUGUCGCUCUACGACCGUCUCUUCAACCACAACAGACUGCGGGCCAUGAUCUUCACGUGUACCGUGCGCGAGGCCGAGCAUCUGGCUCGCUUCUUGCGCCUUAUCCUGGCCGAUCUAUCCAAGUGGCAUGGCGACAAAAGCGCGUACGAGAAGGAGGCGCUUGGCCUCAAGGAUCUCCAGGGCACCAAGACGCGGCACUACCUCGGCUUUGCCACGGCUUUCGAUGCUGAUGGCAAGCCGACCGAGUUUGUCGAGCACGAUCCGUUCAAGGAGAUGCUGUUCCGCUGGCACAAGGAGCUCAACAGCGCCCUGAGGUCCUGCUUGAACGGCUUGGAGUGGAUGCACAUCCGCAACGCCAUUACCAUCCUCAAGGGCGUCAUCGACUACUUCCCUGCCAUCAACUUCAUGGCCGAGAAGUUCCUGGAACAGCUCAAGACCAUCACGGAACGCGAGGCGGCCUCCAAGAACGCUCCCGAGAGCGAGCAGCAGGGCCACCGCGUCGAUCUGUCAGUCACGGCGCAGACUACAUACUCGGAGUUGCAGAAACGCCGCUCGAAAUGGAUCCUCGUCCAGGCGUUCCGGUCAGGUGUAGUAAGUGCUCCGGCUACAUCUGCUCGUGCGCCAGCCUCUGGGCCGCCGCCCCCUUCUGACCAGCCACAGAAGACCGAUGCCAAAGAAAACAAGGACGAGGACCGGCCCUCUACCACUGCCAGCUCUACGCUCAGGGCCGCGGCGCCCGAGUUCAAGCCCGACGGCGCCGCGCGCUCGCAGCAACAAAGCGAAGUCGAAGACGGAGAGGUCAAGGAUAUCAAAGCGCCUGCGAGAAGCAGAGAGCCACCAGCCGGCUUGCCCAAGCCCCCGCCGUCCCGGGAGCAGCCGUCACGAGAUGCUGGUACCUCGUCUCAGAGACCUGGCACGCCAGCGACGGCCCCUUCGAAGCCACCAACGCCAGCCCCUGCUGCCUCAUCUGGUCGUCCCGAGCCGCCCAAAUUCUCGACUCUUCCUCCUGGCGGCCACGGUCUGCCCAACCGACCUGAGCUGCCCAGCCGGCCCGAACCCAUCCCUCGGUUUGGCCAGGGCCGUCACGAUCGCCGAGAUAUUCCCAUGCGCGACAGCCGUGAUUAUCGUGACAGCAACAGAGACCCCAGAGACCCGAGAGACCAGCACCCUCGCGACAUGCGCGAGCCCCAUGGCGGUCGGGACAGCCGAGACUACCGUGGACCGCCACCAGAACCGUCAAGACUCGAUAGGCCUCGUGACUUGCCGCCGCUGGACAGGCGUCCCCCCCCUCCCGAGCCUAGCUCGCGCGAUGGCGGUUGGGGUCCGUCUAGAGGCGAGCCGCCGCGUUGGCAUGAUCACGGCCCGCCGCCGGAUCGUGAUAACCGCGGCCCGCGCGAGAGACUUCCUCCCCCGAGCUCGAGCCGACCCGACUCCAGACCGUCUAGGGAAGCCCCCAAGGAGCCGGCUCCCGCUCCUGCUCCCUCAGCUCAGAACUCUCCACAAGAGCCUCCAAUCAACCCCGACCGUGCACGCAUCAUCGAGGCUGACCGCCCGGAAAUUAUAAAUCCCGCCCGCGCCGCCUUGAUCAAUGAGUCGUCACGGGAGCCUCCGUCGCGCUCGCCUAGAGAUCAUCCACCUCGUGACCAGCCUUCGCGGGAGAGGCCCCCACGUACCGAGUCGCCCAGACGCAGCGAUAGGGACCGCGAUCGCGACCGCGACCGCGACCGUGACCGUCAGCCCCCGAGUGCCCCGCAGCAGGAGAGUGCCCGCGAUAGUCGCGACGAUCGCCACAGCCGUCAUCGUCAUUCCGAUCGUCCUGGCACGCCACGCGAGGCUCAUGAGCCGCCUGUUUCGCAUGCCCAUCCGCGCCCGGAGCGCGAUAGGAACCAAGAGCGUGAGGAGAGGAUGCCGCCGCCGCCGCCGCCACCACCAAGAGACCAGCCAUACGGUGGCCCGCCGUCUCGUUCUGACCACGACCAUCCAGGCAGGCUGAACCAGCAAGACCCUAAUUAUGGCCGGCUCAACCCUAUUCCGACUGUCGACGUCGGCGGCGGUCCUCCUUCGGGCCCGCGCGGCCGCGGUGGUAGGAAUGCCACCCGCCCUGGACCCGUCAAUGGUCCCCCUAUGCGCCCAUCCGACCCUCGCUUCCCUAGCAUGAUGGAGCCCAUGCGUCCCCCCAGCCCAUCCGAGCGGCACCCACCUACUGGUCCGUCUGCUUCAAGACCGCCUAGGAGAGGACAGUACGACAGUAACCCCAACAUGCACUCUCCUCCGACUAGCGUGCCUGCCGGUCCUGGCGUUCACCCUGAUAGGAUGCGACACAUGCAGCAGGGUAUGCCCCCAAGCGGCCCAUCCGGCAUCCAUCCUGACCGUCUUAGCCACAUUUCUGGUGGAGGCCAGCCCACAGGCCCUGCAGGCCCUCACUCGCGCGGUCCUCCCCCGAUGUCGACUCCCGACCGGCCCAGCAUGUCUGCUCCUGGAUCUGGAUCUGGAUCUGGAUCUGGAUCUGGAUCACGGCCUGCCCCAACGGGACCUAGCAACGAUUUCCCUGCUUCGACGCCCACUGGUCCGGCAGCUGGCAACACCAUGAAUGAUAGGCUGCGGUCUGGUGGCAGACAGCUGCGCGGCAUCCAGAAUACCCUCGACAAGGCAGCGGCAGCGGCCGCGAGCCCGGAUCCCAGGUCCCUGCGCAUGUCUCAGCGCACAUCUAGGCAGAGCCUUGCCGGUUCAGAUGCGCAGAUCCUGGCUGGUGGUGCCGGAACGUCACCGGUGUCAACGCCUACUCAUGACAGGCCGCCACAAGAUCAUCCUCUGCGGGAGUCGACUCGCUCGGAUCGUGGUCCUCCGGGCCCGCCGACUAGCUCAGGCAGAGGUGAGCCAAUGCCGCUGACCAUGUCGAUCCAGGUUGCUCCCGAUUCGAGAGAGAAUACCUAUAAGGACAGGGAUCGCGCCGAUAGGGAGCGUCAGGACCGCGAGCGUGACCACCACGGUCGUAAUGGCCCAGCUGGACUGGUCAACGGGGCUCAAGAGGAGUACGCCGCCAGCCGGAGCGAGCAUGAGAGGGCUCGGCGUGAGCAUCAUCGGUCUUCGGGCUUGGCUGGUAGCGCGACAGCACCAGAGGGUCCUUCUCGCGGCAGCGGUGGUAGCAGCGGUGCACGCUCAUCCCGGCGUAGUAGUCGUGAGCGUGGGGAGCGCGAGCGUGAACGCGAACGCUCGCCGGUUAGGCCGUCAGAGAGGGGUGAGAGGGAACGUGAGCGUGAGCGGGAGAGGGAGAGGGACCGGUCUGAGCGUGAACGGGGCGGUGAAAAGGAAAGAGAUCGUGAGAGGGACAGAGAGAGGGAGAGGGACAGAGACCGUGGUGACCGCGAAUAUCGUGAUCGCAACGAGCGGGAGAGAGAUCGCGAGCAUCACCACCGCGAUCGUAGUGGCGCAAGGGAUGAGCGGCCGGAGCGCUCCGAGCGUCGAUCUGGACGCGAGCCUGCUCCAUCCGGUGGUCCAGUAAGGGAUCUGCUUGCCCCUCCGCCGCGAGAACCCCGUGAUGGAAGCGGCCAUCGCAGCGGGAGCCACCAUCGCGAGGGGUCCAGUUCCCGAAUGAGUGAGGAUUAUCCUCCCGCUCGAUCGUCUCGCGGUGCCCCUCCCACGAGUGUUCCUCCUCCUCCUCCUCCUCCUCCUCCUCCUCCUCCCCCGCCCGGUCCUCCCAGGGAGCCGAGAGAGUUGAGGUCGAGAAUGGGCGGUGGUAUGCCGCCAGAUGAUCAUCAUGGUCAUCGCGGAGGUGGCGAUGACAGGAAUAACAGGAAGAGAAGGGGCGAGGGCCCGCCGAUGGAGGUUUCUGGGCAUGGGCAUGGACAUGGUGGACAUGGAGGACAUGUAGACAAGCGGCCUAGGCGUUAG